Messenger RNA from Daphnia pulex (common water flea), 590 nucleotides. RefSeq lists its product as uncharacterized. NCBI's taxonomy places the organism in Eukaryota, Metazoa, Arthropoda, Branchiopoda, Diplostraca, Daphniidae. The record is from RefSeq and is a predicted model, not a curated record. The transcript is spliced from 6 exons. The coding region runs from base 85 to 486 and encodes 133 amino acids.
UGAACAUAUUUAAUCAAUCGUGAUCAACGGUCAAUCCAAACAGCGCUUGCAUCAUAGAAAAACAUUUCUUUAGUACGAUUCAUCAUGAGUGGCCGUUCACUAUUAGUUAUUAAGAUUUGCACUCUUGUCAUUGCUUGUUCCAUUGCUGAAUCCCUACCCGGUUCUAAAAAUGGUGCCGGAGCUGCAGCAGCUAGUAAUGCUAGCCCAGAAGGUUUUACUGCAGCACUCGCCGCCGGCUUAAGCACUCACAACGGUGGAGUUAAACAGCGUAAUGGUGGAUUUGGAAAACCGAACCACGCAGUUCCUGUCGUCGCUGAAGUAGGAUCUUUUAUUUCUGGUACUUAUGGAGAAGGAGAAGGAGCUGCAAAAAUUUCUGGAUCAAGCGAUAGCGGAUUUGGUCUCGGUGGCACUGGAGCAGAAAAACUCAACGCUAAUGUUGUCGAGGCACGAACUGGGCAAGGAAGCGGAAGCAGUGUUGGAAAAUAAGCUGCGGAUCGUUUAAAAAUCUAUCUUUUCAUUAUUUAAUCUUGCUAUUAUUUGCAAUCAUUUAAAUUAUGGCGUACCGCAAUAAAUGUUUAACCUAGCUGGUA